AUGGCCAAGGGACUCUACCCGGCCGGCAUCGUGACGGAUUGCUGCUGGACUCUGGCUCCACUGUCCAUAAUAUUUGCACUGCUGGCAGCCAUGGUAUCGAAGAACAGCGCAGUGAUUUACGUUGCAUUCAUGGAUGAGUUUGGGGUGGAUCACCAAAGCGCCAGCUUGCCAAUUACACUACUCACAAUCAUGGUCCAGAUUUCUGGAUUCUUCGUGGCUCUUCUGCAAAAGAAGCUAUCCAUAUAUCAGAUCGCCCUCACCGGCAGCGUCCUGAACUUCGUUGCUCUAAUUGCCGCUUUCUUUGCACCCAAUAUAACGUGGAUGUGCGUCACUGUUGGAUUUAUGAGCGGCACAGCUGUGGGAAUCAGCGUUCUUACCCUGUCAAUCUAUGCAAUGCUUUACUUCGAGAAGUACCGCGCAGCAGCUAGCGGUUUCAAGUACACGGGGACGUCCUUGGCACCAGUUCUUUUUUCAAUACCGCUAUCAAAAGCCAUUGAAUCGUAUGGCGUGCAUGGUGCCCUGCUGCUUCUGUCGUCAUUGAUGCUGAACAUGAUUCCUAUCGCCAUGCUUAUGCAUAAUCCCCGGCCAGUUAACAUCAAUUGCCGAAACAAAGCUGCGUGCAACGCAAAGCAAAGCAUUCUGGAUAACCGACAUACCGGCAUUGUUCCCAAGGAAACAAAGCAAAAAUAUAUUCAGAAUAAGAAGAAUUUUCCCAUAACGACUACGAGCGCGACACCGAAAAACUAUGGCGACUCUCACGUAGGGAGAGCCAGUUGUGCGGCUACUGCCUCAAAUAACGAAGUUGUUCCUGAAAUAGGACUGACAGUGAACAAGGACUGUCAGGCAGUGCGCGGAACAGCUAGCUCUGAUUGCUCUAAUGCAAAGUAUAACUCAUCUCAUACCUUAAACAGCUCCUGCAGCUUUUCGAGCCUCAACUCUUCUGAUGUCCUGAAAGUACCAUCUUCUGCACAUAAGGUCAACACCUUUUACACCAAAGAGGACACUGGACUAGCCAGAGUCGUUCUGUGCGAGCCGACCCCAAGCUACCCGGUGGAACAAGUUGUUUUUCACAGACAGUGCAAUUCUUCCAUUUUCACCAUUUUACCUUCAGUGUAUCCCAGCAAUGAAAGAUGCGCUGACACACGUAAUCGUCCUCACACAGGCUUGCAGCCACAACGCUCCGCUGAAGGAGCGACGGACAACAGGUGCAAUGCAGAAAGCAGUGGUUCAACAUUCGGCUAUGCCGAAUACCUCUCAAACACUUUCGAAGCGACAGUGCUUGACUACGCUUUGGACAAGGGCGCCGAAAAAAAAGUGGCCCUACUUAUCGUUACCUAUGUUGCCACUGCGGAAAUGGCAGGCCGUAUGGCUCUACCCUUCUUCUGGGAUCUGCUACGUCUUCGCCGCAGCCUCCUAGCGGCUCUGUGCCUGCUGGGAGCUUCAGUUGGUCUCAUCGCCAUGCCACACGCCGUAUCUUUCAGCGACGUUGUUGCAGCUGCGGUGGCUACGGGACUGACCACUGGCUGCGCUGUAGCUAUGAAGCCCGUGCUCCUGAGUGACUCUCUUGGCGUUCAUGCAUUGUCCUUUUGCUGGGGCAUUACCGGAAUCAUCACACUGCCACUUAGUCUGGGUGGAACAGCGUUAAUAGGUGAGUAA
Dermacentor silvarum is the source of this 1656-nucleotide messenger RNA. RefSeq lists its product as uncharacterized. Gene Ontology annotation, biological process: transmembrane transport. Gene Ontology annotation, molecular function: monocarboxylic acid transmembrane transporter activity. The record is from RefSeq and is a predicted model, not a curated record. Bases 1 to 1656 code for a protein of 551 amino acids. NCBI's taxonomy places the organism in Eukaryota, Metazoa, Arthropoda, Arachnida, Ixodida, Ixodidae. The transcript is spliced from 4 exons.